AUGGUCCGCAUUUUCAUCCUGUUGCUGAUUGCUGGAAUGGCAGUAGCGAAGCCAACUGCGCGGAUGUGCGCAACGUUCGCGAAAUUCGUCGAGAAAUGGAAUCCGCUCCCAGAGACCCUGCUGUCUUGGUCCAAGUCACAAGCAAACUGCGACAAAGUUCAGCCACGUCCUCGUGAGAUGACAUGCGAGGACAUUCAACGUUUCAUGCGCCGACCUGCAACUACGGGAGUGACGGACCUGAUGCAGAUGAAGGUGAAGUGUAUCGUAGAACGUCCGAAUCCGAGCGAUCACAGUACCUACGGUAACUAUCCUAAAGUACUCGGUAAGUACAUCUACUACAAUGCGGCCACCGCUUCCGACUAUGGACAGUUCGGAAACUGGUACUACCCGAAUUAUUACCCACCGUCAUACCUCGGCUACUUCGAUGGUCGAGAACAGAGUCUGGCUCAAUUAGAGAACGACUAUAAAUUCGCAAAAGGAGGCCAUUAUCCCUACAACAGAGCUGACAAUAUAGUCAACAUCGGACUACAGCAGACGUAUCUACCGACGUGUCUCCAUGAUCUCUUCUACUGCAUAAGAGCGUCCAAUCCUUCACCCUAUCAACACUACUAUGCUCAACGGAGAAGCCGGCCCCGUCAUAGAAGCCAUCAUAAAAGGAGACGGCUUCACCGUAUUGACGAAGAGGACGAGAGGCGUCGUUAA
This is a messenger RNA of Ostertagia ostertagi, 702 nucleotides long. The record is from the annotation of a GenBank genome assembly. Lineage: Eukaryota; Metazoa; Nematoda; Chromadorea; Rhabditida; Trichostrongylidae.